AUGCUGAAGUGGGUUAGCAUAGCGACGCGUCGAAGCGCGUGGCUAUCCACAGCAAUAACAGCGAAGAGCAUCAAAAAGUCAACAUCAGCGACAACAACAACAAGAACAGCAACAACGACAGCAGUAGCGCGUACGCUGACCUCCAAAUCAACAUCAAUCAAUUUUGCCAUGUGGCUGCUAACAACCCUCUGCAUAAUAGCCGCAUUUGUGCAAGCGACAAAUGGAUUUCAGCCAAUUGAAGUGAAUAACAGCGAGGGACGCAAAUUGUUUGGCGGCUAUCGGAUAACACCGAAACAUUGUCGCGCCACCAAAACUCUAGCCAUUAGUGACCCCCGCAAAAAUGGUCCAACAAUUUGCAUGUUCAAUCACGAAUGCGCGCAACGCAAUGGCGAGGUGGUGGGUGCAUGCAUGGACGGCUUCCUCUUUGGCGCAUGCUGUCAAAUACCCAGCGAGCAGGAUCUCGAGAGUACGCUGCUGAACGAUGCGCAGAACUCUUACUACCAACAGCAUCAGCAGCAAAAACUGCAGAAUGAGUAUGGCGGCUCUCAACAAGCGGUGGCACAAUCCUAUGAAACAUACGGCGAGAGUCAACAACAGCACUCACAAGAGACCAAAUACAGUCCGCCAACGAUCAAACCAAAACCAAAACCGAAACCGCAACGCACGCAAAAGCCACAGCAACAACAACAGCAACAUAAAUAUAAACCACAAUUGCCAAGACCCAUCUAUGGUGAAGUGGAGAAUGUGGCGGCUGUAGAAGUAAAGCAACCACAGAAUAGUUACACACAAACAAAUAUCGAUAAGGUUUAUCAGCAGUUAGAGAGUAGCAGCGGUAGCUCCAGUGUAAGCACUUACGAAGGACAACACUCUGAACAAGACGAAGCGCCAAGUAAUAAAUAUCAACAAUCGCUAGAGUCAGCACCGAACGCAAGCACUAUGUACAUAAUGGAAUCACUGGAGAGCGCACAACAUGAAACUCGACCGCUGGUGGGCCCUACCGCUUCCUACGGCGAAACACUGCAUUCCGUACAAACCGAAAGCCAGCAAGUUGAAAGUCAACACCAAGAUGAACAACAAACUCAACAACAACAUAAUGCAGACCUUUCGAGCGAGGGUUCACUGCAGUCCGAGCCGGUAAAAGUUGUUAGUGCUAGUACCGAUGUAAGCACAUAUUCCUCUAGCGUUGAGUUAGAGAAUGAAGCGGAACUCCAAACAGAUCAAGUUGCUUCAAAUACCAAUAUCGUACUCACGUCUCAACCACGCCCUGCACAGGUAGCCUUUACCACAUCGCCACCACCGCUAAAUGAUGAUUUCGUCUUGGAUCUGUUAAGCACAACAAUACCACCACCAAUGGAAGAUGACUCGGUCUCCCAUACCACUACUGGUCUACCAAUGCGCAUUGUGAAUGGCCUCACAGAGCCAAGCAGCUCAUCAUCAGAGUCGAAUUCCUUCGAAGAAUUACCGGCUACACAAAAUCCUGCGCAUGCCACUGAUUGGGAAAAGAAUACCACCGAAGAAGGAGAUUCAAAAGCACCCGAAUCACAAGAGCAAAAGACUUCCAGACCGCAACCCAAACCACGGCCACAAAGCCAAAGGCCACGACCGCAGGUCGUUCAGAUGUCUAGACCGCAACCGCAAGUGCAGCCACAUAGACCACUACCAGUACAGCAGCAACAACAGCAGCAACAACAAAAACAUAAACCUCAACAACAGCAGCAUCAUGGACACAACCACAAUCAUCUCAUACUUGAUGGUGGAGAGUUCACACACAGCGACAUCACACAUCCCGGUGCUGAUGCUGACUUGAUUGAGGACGAUCUACAAUUCUCAACUGGCUAUGGUCCGCAACCGGUAUACAUGAAAGCACCUGUCAGAGCGCCAUCACCCAUCAGCUAUAACCCACCCUCAACCACGACAACAGCGCCAGAAGACAAAUAUGCGUUAAUUCAAAGCGUCAACGAAGAUCAAGCCAGCAAAAAGCCACCCGCAUAUGGGGAGCCCACAACUGGCACAUCGAUCACCACACAUGUCGACUCAAUUGAAUCUAUAAUAUUGCAAUUGAAUAGCACAGCAAACCGUGGUCCCACUUACAGCAUAGUGAAUCAAACACCUCAACAAACACCUUCAUACGACGCGGAUGCAUUUACUGCUAGUAAAUAUGAACCCAAUGACAGUGAGCCAUAUGGCACCACAACCGCAAGUAUGCCACUUUCAAUGGGCGGUUCAACGACUCAUUACUACGACGAGUUGGAGACAAAACGUCCAGAUGACUACUACACAGAUAAUGAACAAUCGAGCGCACAAAACUACUCACCGGUUACGGCACAAGCGCCCGCUUAUUUGGAAUUUGUAAGCACCAACGCAAAUGCAGCGCAAAAGCAACCCACGCAUUCCUAUGUGUCAAAACCCGCCGCCGCCGCCAGCAACGGUCAAAGCUCAACGACUGCUGUCAACUAUGCAGAUGAAACUGCGGCUGUGCUGGACGAGCACACGAUGCCCGCAAAUAAUUACAAUGAUGCGCUGCAAGCAUCCGCACAUCAAACGCAUGAAUUCAACAAAAUGCCUGCCAUGGGUAUUGCAUAUCCAGUUGAUAUGUCACACAUGGAGGACGAGGGUAGUACUGCACCCGAUGUGGCCAACAAUUAUGGCAGUAGCCAUCUGCAACACGUAUCCACCACGGGCUCUAUUGAUAAAAUAGCAGAAGAAGAAAUCGAGGAUUCUAGUUAUGGACAAGUGCCCAUUAUUACUGGCAAGCCGCAACGUCCAGUUGGCCCAUAUGUUGGUGUGGUGAAUGCUCAAAACUACAAUGGACAAAAAUUGCCUGCAUCUACUAAUUACAAUGAUGUGCCGCAAGAAGUGUCGGUCUCUUCGCACACGACUAGAGUACAAGAUGCUCAAACAUCGUCACCUGCAUACCAUACACCAAAACCAGACACCUUAACAACAAUACAGUACUUCGAUGGAACCACGCUGGCCCAACGUCCGUCAAUUAGCAAAGCAACAACCAGCGCAUAUCUAACUCCAACCACUACACCAGCUCCGCCGCGACCUCAAUACGGUGCCUCCUCUACUGUCACGUCUACAGCACGUCCUAUAUCAGGUAUCAUUACAUCAAGCGGUACAAGACCGCGCCCGAGACCACGUCCAAAACCAAACACAGCACGCCCUACUACCAACAAAAAGACGAAACCAAGCACAGCCAAGAAGCCAACCACAGUGAGGCCAGCCACUAGUCAAUACAGUCAGACACCGCCACAACCAGCCAACAAUUAUGGCGCAACGCAGUCUCAAAUAAAGAAGCCAGCGAAUGUCUACCAAGAGCCCGAUUACAGCAACAAUAGGCCAGCGCAACAACCUUCGAAUACAUAUAACGACAAUGGUAAUGCAGAAAGUAGUUACGUCAAGAAACCGGCGCCAGUGUCGAACACUCAACCGCAACCUGCCAAAAAGCCAUCCAAGCAACCGACCAAGCAGACUAGCAAGCAACCUGUUAAGCAGCCCGCCAGCACUUACCAGCACAACAAACCCACGUAUGUUAAACGACCGACUGCACAAAAGCAGCCCAGCGGCAGCUACAAUGCGGAAGCGGCUACGAAUACUUUCAAUGCAGAGCCUGUAUAUCAAAGACCAGAACAACAACCCACAUAUAAUGCAGAACCUGUGACCAGACAUCCCAUCAGUCAUCUGACAAACUCAUACAACGACGACGAAGUGCAAACGAAUAUCUACAUUUCCACUUCGGCGACUCGGAAGCCCAUCAGCCAUGUAACAGAACCGGUGCAACCUGCAGCUGCAAGUGAGCAAGUUACCAAAUUAUCAGCCGCGUCUUACGGUCAAGAUACUAAACACACUUCCGAAGAUUACGGCCAAGACUAUGAUAAGCCUGAUGCUGUCUACGAUCAACACAUCAAAGCACCUCAGCCCACUUUCGAGUCGGAUGCGUACUAUCCUGCGCCACAACCGUCUUUGAACUACGACCCCGAACAACAAAGUGCAGCGACAAAACGGCCAACAAUUAUACGCAAACCAAGCGGUGAAAAUGCAGUAUCCAAUACAUAUAAUGCGGCACCCACUACGUCUCGUCCUUCAACCACGCUUACAUAUCACGACUCUGAAGUGCCGCCACUCGUUGUUGCCGAUGACAAAUUGGACUCGUUUAUACAGAGCACAGCGCAAACAGAAAAUGCGCAGUCUAAUUAUCACUCGCAAAUUUAUGCGGGUGAGGUUAAGCCCCAAUAUGCAGAGCGUCCACAACACACGUAUGUACACAAAAAACCCGGCUUCGUCAAAGUAACAUCGAAGCCCAUAACCACCACUAACGGAAUUAUUACACCGAAGCCAACACUGUUUGCGCUAGUCACAAACAGCGACUGGCCGCAGAGGCCAAGCAGUUUGAGCGCAAUCUACGGUGGUAGUGACAAUGCAUACCCGCCAACAACGCCAUUGCCCGCCUUUAGCAGCACGUCGUACAUUUAUAGUCCGUUGGUAACGCGGCGUCCUGAAUUGGCCAUGAACACGCCGCAAUAUGUCGGUCUGACCGGAGUCACAACCAAUGAUUUCGACGAUCCAGGCUACUAUGGCGCGCAGAAUAUUGCACAAAAUGUAGGAACACUUGGCGUACAUCCUGCCUUCACACAAUCGGUUGCUGAGACAGAGUACGGUGUACCCUCCGAUGAUCGUCCGGCUUUCCCGGGCUACUAUGGUCCCACACCAACUUACCCGCCAUUCCCAAUACCAGGUGAAAAGUUCGGCGCGCCAGUGGAAGAGGAGACCUACACGUCGCCCAACGACUUUGUGAACUUCCCACCUGUACGCAAUCCUAAUUUGAAUAUGUCGGCAACUUCCAGUGCCGUCACCACCGAUCUGGAACUUUCCACGCCCGCCUUCGUCGAGGAUGGCGUACUGAAAGACAAAAUGAACACCUUAGUGAAUAAGAUUGUCGAAUCACUGCAGGGCAACUUUGAUGCAUUAGCCGAUAUGAUUGACGAUGUUAAUAAUACGGCACCAGCAGCUCCAGUAUCCACUUAUCAAGCCGCUGGCGCGGCCACAACACGUAAGCCGACAAGGAAACCGACGCGUACCGCUACAGCUAAACCAACCACAAAACGGCCUGCCGUCACACGCGUCACUACCAAGCAGCCUACGCGUAGGCCAGCUGCGUCUACACAACGACCAGUUACGCGUCGCACCACAACCACACGUAGACCAACAACACGCAAGCCGGCACGUCGCACAACAACAACGACAACUACGCAAGCACCAGCUGAAGAUGAGCUGGUCGAUGAGGAGGACGAAGAGGAUGUUAAUCCGGCUGAUAAUGAGAUCGGUGGCAGUCAAGAUGAGGCUUUACCCGGUGUUGGUGGACGCAAAUUUAAAUGCGGCGUACGGCCACACAUCAAAUCUGGCAGAAUUGUAGGAGGCAAAGGUUCCACAUUCGGCGCUUACCCUUGGCAAGUGCUCGUACGGGAAUCCACUUGGCUGGGACUAUUCACAAAGAACAAAUGUGGUGGUGUCUUGAUAACCAAUCGUUAUGUCAUCACAGCGGCGCAUUGUCAGCCAGGCUUCCUGGCCUCUUUAGUCGCCGUUAUGGGUGAGUUCGAUAUCUCAGGCGAUUUGGAGAGUAAACGCGCUACUACGAAGAAUGUGAAACGCGUUAUUGUGCAUCGUCAGUAUGAUCCUGCGACAUUUGAAAACGAUUUGGCGCUGCUGGAACUCGACAGUCCGGUGCAGUUCGAUACGCAUAUAGUGCCAAUUUGUAUGCCCAACGACCAUGCGGACUUUACCGGUCGCAUGGCGACGGUCACCGGCUGGGGGCGUCUGAAGUAUGGCGGCGGUGUGCCAUCAGUGUUGCAGGAAGUUCAGGUGCCAAUUAUUGAGAACAGCGUGUGCCAGGAGAUGUUCCACACAGCGGGUCAUAACAAAAAAAUUCUGGGUUCUUUCCUGUGUGCCGGCUAUGCCAAUGGCCAAAAGGACUCAUGUGAGGGUGACAGCGGUGGUCCACUGGUGCUGCAACGUCCCGACGGUCGUUACGAGUUGGCCGGCACUGUGUCGCAUGGCAUCAAAUGUGCGGCGCCUUACCUGCCUGGCGUAUAUAUGCGCACGACAUUCUACAAGCCUUGGCUGCGAAGCAUAACGGGAGUCAAAUAGAAUUGAAUGCGUCGAAGAGCAAUAGUCGAACAACAAUAACAACACAAGUACAUAGCGCAA
This is a messenger RNA of Anastrepha ludens (Mexican fruit fly), 6207 nucleotides long. RefSeq names its product serine protease filzig (gene flz). The record is from RefSeq and is a predicted model, not a curated record. Gene Ontology annotation, biological process: proteolysis. Gene Ontology annotation, molecular function: serine-type endopeptidase activity. The transcript is spliced from 7 exons. Lineage: Eukaryota; Metazoa; Arthropoda; Insecta; Diptera; Tephritidae. The coding region runs from base 1 to 6147 and encodes 2048 amino acids.